Aplosporella prunicola CBS 121167 is the source of this 3702-nucleotide messenger RNA. RefSeq lists its product as uncharacterized. The coding region runs from base 1 to 3702 and encodes 1233 amino acids. Gene Ontology annotation, molecular function: methyltransferase activity; structural constituent of ribosome. The transcript is spliced from 2 exons. The record is from RefSeq and is a predicted model, not a curated record. Gene Ontology annotation, biological process: translation. Gene Ontology annotation, cellular component: mitochondrial small ribosomal subunit. Lineage: Eukaryota; Fungi; Ascomycota; Dothideomycetes; Botryosphaeriales; Aplosporellaceae.
AUGCUAGCAGCGGCUAGGCACGCCACUCGCACGGCCGCGGGCACGACGGGACGGCGGAGCGCGCUCGCGGGGGUGCGGCAAUGGCAACAACGGCAGCAGCAGCUGCAGCGGCGUGGCUUCGGUGUGCAGGUGGCGAGGCGGGCGCCGUCGGAGGAGGGACAAGGACAGGCACAAGAGCAUGGACAAGCACAAGCACAAGAGCAAGGACAAGCACAACAAGAAGCUCCAGAGGCGGAAGCAGAAGCAGAGACACAAGCCGCACAAGAAGAGCGCACACGCCCGCGCACGCCCGCCGAGCUAGAAGCAGCCGUGCGCGCCGCGCGCCAAGCCUUCGGCGACGUGCUGCCCGAGGCCCAUCUCUCGGGCGAGGAGUACCGCGUCUACGAGCGGCUGUACGGGGCGCCGCUGCGGGUGGUGCCGAUGGAGGAGCUGGUGGCUGAGCGCGUUGAGCAUGAAGAGGAUGGGGAGGGCGAGAGCGGGCUCGCUAAGGGCGAGGUUUAUAGUGUGCGGGAUAGCUUGUUUGUUGAGCGCAAGGAUGGCACGCUCAAGGCUGUGGAGUAUUUUGUUGGUGGGGAGGCGGGUGCUGUUGGGGAGGGGGCAAGGGAGGUGGAGAUGGAGGAGGGCGAGGAAGGGGAGGAGUUUGUUGAGGAAGUGGAGGAGGGGGAGGAGGGGGAGGAGAUGGCAGAGGCGGAAGAGCUAGGGUUCGAGGCAGAGGAAGGCGAAGAGGAAGAGUACGAGGGCAGCGGCGGCGAGAAAGUGCGCGCGCACCCGCUGACGCUAGCCGGGCGCUGGGCGACAUCGCCCUCGACGAUCCACCUCCCCAAAGCCGCCUUCGUGGAGCCCAUCUCCAACAUCCUCGCCGCGGCCUCGAACAAGCACCUCAGCGAGGCGGCGCAGCGCGUCUUCGGCGGGCGGCGCCUGCCCUACUCGGCCGCGACGCCGCGACCUGCGGGCGGCGAGCUCGUCCAGAAGCCCAUCCCGCUCGAGCCGGGCCAGACUAGCAUGGCGCCCAUGGAGAGCGACGCGUACCUCGCGGCCGUGAUGCCGGGCACGUACGCGAGCAUGGUCAGCGUGCUGGUUGAGGUGCGGCGCCGCCUAGGCGGGGAGUGGCUUUCGGGGCUGCUGCAGAAAGAAGGGGGCCCGCUGAUCCUAGACGCAAGCUCGGGCGGCGCGGCCGUCGUCGCGUGGCGCGAGGUGCUGCGCGCAGAAUGGGCGCGGAUACAGGAAGCAGGAGAGGCGGCGGAGGGGGCGCCCGCGCCCGUGGGCAAGGCGUCCGUCGUCACGGGCGCGGACACGCUGCGCAAGCGCGCGGCGCAGUUCCUGGAUAACACGACGUUCAUACCGCGGCUGCCGGAGACGAUCGGGCCGGCGGACAAGGUGGGCCCCAAGGCGCGCAAGGUGUUCGACGUGGUGGUGGCGCCGCACUUUCUGUGGGGGAUCCGGGAGGAGUGGCUGCGCAAGGCGGCGCUGCAGAAGCUGUGGUCGCUGACGUCGCCGCGGGGCGGCGUGCUGGUGCUGCUAGAGAAGGGGCUCCCGCGCGGGUUCGAGGUGAUAGCGGGCGCGCGCGCGCAGCUGCUCGACACCGUCAUUGCGAGCCCCGGGGCGGAGCGCACCGAGACGCUGCUCCAGGACUCGAAGCACAAGGGCCGCUGGACCAAGAAGGAGCAGGCCAUGAUUGUCGCGCCGUGCACCAAUCACACCGCCUGCCCCAUGUACCAGAUCCCGGGCGUGAGCCGCAACCGCAAGGACUUUUGCUACUUUAAGCAGCGCUAUAUUCGCCCGCCGUAUCUGCAGCGCUUGCUGGGCGCCCGCGACAGGAACCAUGAGGAUGUCCAGUUUAGCUAUUUGGCGGUGCAGAGGGGCGUCGAUCUUAGGAGGGAGAGAAGGUUUGAGCAGGGCGAGACGGCGGCGGAUGCGGCGUUCGAGGGGCAUGGGUUUGAGGAGGUGGUGGAUGUGGAUGUGGAAGAGGGGGUUGAUGCUGAAGCGGGAGUAGAAGCGGAGACGAUAGUCGCGGAGCAAGAGCAGGCACAGCAGGAGCCGACACAAGAGCCUACGACCACGACGGAAGAAGCAGCACCAUCGACAACGGCGGAACAAGACGCAGCCUCAGCCAAAGCAGCAGUAGCCGCCUCAGCCGCGCAAACACAAGCGCUCACGCUGACGCUACCACGGCUGAUCCUCCCGCCGCUCAAGCGCCGCGGGCACAUCAUAAUGGACAUGUGCACACCCGCGGGGCGGCUGGAGCGGUGGACGGUCCCGCGCAGCUUCGGCAAGCAAGCGUACCGCGACGCGCGCAAGGCGCGGUGGGGCGACCUGUGGGCGCUGGGCGCGGCGACGCGGGUGCCGCGCACGGUGCGGCUGGGCAAGGGCGGCGCGGCGGACGCGGCGCGCGUCCAUGGCGACGCGGUCGGGUUUAGGGACUUGGGCGUUGCGGCGGCGAAGCUGAGUAAGGAGGAUAAGAGACGCUUGAAGGAGAAGAGGGGCAAGAGUGAGAAGAAGGGGAGGGUUACGCGGAGGAUGGAUCGCGAGAUCCUGCUCGAGAUACUCUCAUACAUCCCGCGCCACCCCUCGUCGCAGCGCACACUAUACGCGUGCUGCCUGGUGAACCACCAAUGGUACAACGCGGCGAUAGCGCGCCUGUACGAAGCGCCGCACCUGAUCGGCCCCAACUUCGCGCCCUUCGUGCGGACCAUCUGCCCAUCGAUCAACGCGCACGUCAAGCGCAGCGAGCUAGCCGAGCUGGUGCGGGUGCUCGACCUGCGGCACAUUGUGCACCAGAGCAGCAAGUCGGUGACGGCGCGGCUGCUCGGGCGGGUCAAGGGGAGCCUCGAGGUCUUCAUGGCGCCGCAGUCGUCGUUUGCAGUCAACUGCUUCGCCGCGCUGAGCAAGUGCACCAAGCUGCGGACGCUGGACCUGUCGCUGACAAGCGAGGCGAUUGCGCUGGCCUCGCUGGCGCACGCGCUCCGUCCCCUUGAAAGUCUGAAGACGCUGUAUUUCCCCCGCUCGAGCAACGACAGCGACGCCUUCCUGUCGGCGCACAUGCGCUGGCCCCCAGCCCUCGAGGCGCUGCAUCUCAGCGGCGGCAUCCACGGGCGCUUCAUCAGCGGCCUGGGCGACCCCGUCUCGGGCGCCACGCACUUGCCGCCGAGCCUGGCCGUGCUGUCGCUGACGCAUUGUCCGCGGCUCAAGGAGGCGGAGGUCCUGGGUCUGCUGGCGCAUGCUGGGCCUCAGCUGCGCGAGCUCACGGUCGAGAAUAUCCGCGACCUGGGGCACGCGUCGCUGGACGGGGUGCUGCGGGCGUGCGCGGGCGAGGACGUCCAGCCAGGCGCGGCUUCAGGUGGCAGCCGUGCCCGGGGCCUCGCGUUCCUGCGCCUCUCGCUCGACUACAUCACAUUCAACGCGUUCGGGCGCGAAGGCACGGGGCUGUCGUCCUGCUCCUUACAACGCCUCGAGCUCAGCUCCUCGGGCGACACGGGCCCGCGCCACGAGGGGCCGGACCUCGAUCUCGAACCGCUGGAUUUGGUCGCUGCCCUGGACGAGGGCUUUUUUCCCGAGUUGAGGGUGGUGCGCGUCGCCAAGAGCGCCGGGUGGCAUGUCCCGCCAUUGGUCGAGGACACGGCGCAUUUGUCGGAGGAGCUGAAGGAGGGGCGUGGGAGGGGGAGGGCGAGGGAGGCGGGCGUGUGGACGAUUGAUGAUGAAUGA